Messenger RNA from Hansenula anomala, 1410 nucleotides. RefSeq lists its product as uncharacterized. The record is from RefSeq and is a predicted model, not a curated record. The transcript has a single exon. Gene Ontology annotation, molecular function: NAD binding; oxidoreductase activity, acting on the CH-OH group of donors, NAD or NADP as acceptor. Lineage: Eukaryota; Fungi; Ascomycota; Saccharomycetes; Phaffomycetales; Wickerhamomycetaceae. Bases 1 to 1410 code for a protein of 469 amino acids.
AUGGCUUCUCCCCAACAAAUCAAAAACUUGCAACAAACUUUUGACAGAGCUUUAGGCUCUCCAAAUGCAGUUUCAACUUCUCCAUCUCAAUCUUUUUUACAAAAUCAAUUUCGUCCAAGAGGAUUUUCCACUUCAAAUCAAGCAAAACCUUUAAAACCUUUCAACACUGAAGAUAUGAAAAUUUUAUUAUUAGAAAAUGUUAAUCAAACUGCUAUUGAUAUUUUCAAUGGUCAAGGUUAUCAAGUUGAAUUUUAUAAAACUUCAUUACCUGAAGAUGAAUUGAUUGAAAAAAUUAAAAACGUUCAUGCUAUUGGUAUUCGAUCCAAAACAAAAUUAACUGAAAAAGUCUUGACCGCUGCUAAGAACUUGGUUGUUAUUGGUUGUUUCUGUAUCGGUACAAAUCAAGUUGAUUUAGAUUUUGCAGCUUCAAAAGGUGUUGCAGUUUUCAAUUCACCUUUCUCAAAUUCAAGAUCUGUUGCUGAAUUAGUCAUUGCUGAAAUCAUCACUUUAGCUAGACAAUUAGGUGACCGUUCAAUUGAAUUACAUACUGGUACUUGGAAUAAAGUUAGUGCCAAAUGUUGGGAAGUUAGAGGUAAAACUUUAGGUAUUGUUGGUUAUGGUCAUAUUGGUUCCCAAUUAUCCGUUUUAGCUGAAGCUUUAGGUAUGAAUGUCUUGUAUUAUGAUGUUGUCAUGAUUAUGGCUCUAGGUAACUCAAAACAAGUUCCAACUUUAGAUGAAUUAUUAUCAAAAGCUGAUUUCAUCACUUUACACGUUCCAGCUACACCUGAAACUAAAAACUUGUUAUCAACUCCACAAUUCGCCGCUAUGAAAGAUGGCUCUUAUGUUAUAAAUGCUUCAAGAGGUACCGUUAUUGAUAUCCCAGCUUUAAUCGCCGCCAUGAAAUCUGGUAAAAUCGCAGGUGCUGCUCUUGAUGUUUAUCCUCAUGAACCUGCCAAAAACGGUGCUGGUUUAUUCAGCGAUGACUUAAACUCUUGGGCUUCAGAAUUAACUUCAUUAAGAAACUUGAUCUUGACUCCUCAUAUUGGUGGUUCCACUGAAGAAGCCCAAUCAGCUAUUGGUGUUGAAGUCGGUACUGCUUUAACCAAAUACAUCAACGAAGGUGCUUCUGUUGGUGCUGUUAACUUCCCAGAAGUUGCCCUAAGAUCAUUAGAUUUGGAUCAACAAAACUCUGUUAGAGUCUUGUAUAUCCAUCAAAAUGUUCCAGGUGUUUUGAAAACUGUUAACAACAUUUUAGGUAAUCAUAAUAUUGAAAAACAAUUUACUGAUUCCCAAGGUGAAAUUGCUUAUUUGAUUGCUGAUAUUAGUGAUGUUGAUCAAGGUGAUAUCAAAUCAUUAUAUGAAGAAUUAAAUGAUACUCCUUACAAAAUUGCAGUUAGAUUAUUAUAUUAG